Messenger RNA from Diceros bicornis minor, 7758 nucleotides. RefSeq names its product N-acetylated alpha-linked acidic dipeptidase like 2 (gene NAALADL2). The record is from RefSeq and is a predicted model, not a curated record. The coding region runs from base 3028 to 5394 and encodes 788 amino acids. The transcript has 14 exons. Lineage: Eukaryota; Metazoa; Chordata; Mammalia; Perissodactyla; Rhinocerotidae.
CAGAAAUGACUAUAUUCAAAUACUAUGUUUUAUACAUUAAACAUAUGGAUGAUUUAAGUGUUUUUUCUAUGAAGAUAAUAAAUGACAGUAGCUUAUCAUUAGAACUCCAUCAUGUGCUUUGAAUAAUGGUUUUUUUUUUUUUUUUGUGAGGAAGAUCAGCCCUGACCUAACAUCUGCCAAUCCUCCUCUUUUUAUUGAGGAAGACUGGCUCUGGGCUAACAUCCAUGCCCAUUUUCCUCCACUUUCUAUGGGAUGCCGCCACAGCAUGGCUUGCCAAGCGGUGUGUCGCUGCGCACCUGGGAUCCGAACCGGCGAACCCCGGGCCGCUACAGCGGAGCACGCGCACUUAACCGCUUGCGCCACCAGGCUGGCCCCAAAUAAUGGUUUUCUAAGGCCUUCUCUCUAGAUUGUCUAGAUUCAUUGGACCGUCUCUAGUCACAACUUGGAGGGCUAGCCAUAGACAUUAUCAAAGAUUAUUCAUUUUGUGCUCAAUGUACAAAAGGUCUCUCACCCAUUUUUACAUCCAGGAAGCUGGUUGAGUGUCUCCUGGUUAGAGGAGCUCAUAAACAGUCAACAUUUAGUGUUUUAAGCAGUAUUAGGAAUCUAUCUUGUCUCGAAUGAAAGUAAAGUCUUUCCAAGGUUAUCUUCAGCUUAAUGUGAACAGAUCUCAAUUAUCUUUUCAAACAUAAAAACCAAUCUCUCCCUUUCAGGCCCAAUGACAAAGUAACUCCACCAACAAUUAGAUAAAAAAUUCAUACAUGAAUGUUCAUAAUAUUCUCAAGAUUCACAAAAUAGAAUUAUCUAGGGUAGGAUAGAAUGCUAGAAAUUUUUUCUGAUUUUUGAAAAUGAAUAUAAAAUGUAUAAAUACUAUGGCAUAAGGAAUAGGGGCAAGUUCUUUCUGAGCAUUAUUAUUUGCUGAGGAAAGGAAGCAUGAUUUCUUUGCGUAAUAUUUGCAAACACAUGUACCACUGAGUGUCACUUUGUCAGUCUGUGACAAUAGUGAAAGGCCAUGGCUGGGAUGACAGGAGGGUGGCAACUCCCUUCCUCGAAGGCAGCUCCCUGGAAAAUGCCUUAGGCUAAGGUUUCUCCAGAGGCUACCCUUGGGCAUGUAAGAGCUUCUUACCUAUUCUCUAUCAGGAAGGACAUGCAUUUUCUACUUCUCUCAAAAAUUCUUAUUAACAAGCAGGACAGACCCUAGUCAGAAUUAUACAAAAGAGAAAGAAUCCAUCACUAUCCAGCUAUUUUCCUCAUCUACUGAGUCCCUCCUACCUCAGGAACUCAGCCCCAUAAGCUUUUUUCUUUUUUUUUUUUUUUUGAGGAAGACCAGCCCUGAGCUAACAUCUAUUGCCAAUCCUCCUCCUUUUUUCCCCCAAAGCCCCAGUAGAUAGUUGUAUGUCAUAGUUGUACAUCCUUCUAGUUGCUGUAUGUGGGACGCGGCCUCAGCAUGGCCGGAGAAGUGGUGCGUUGGUGCGCGCCCGGGAUCCGAACCUGGGCCGCCAGUAGCGGAGCGCGAGCAGUUAACCGCUAAGCCACGGGGCUGGCCCCAUAAGCUUUUUUCUUUCUCUCUUCCUCCUCCUUAGUCAAAACAUGUCCAAGGCCACCUGUCUCUUUGUAGAGCAUAUGAUAUACUAAUUUAUCGUCAGAAUCAUUUGAAUAAAAAGCAUCUCUGAGUUCAAUGCCAGAACAACCUUGUGAGAGGAGAUUUCUUUGAAUGGGGCUUUCCGCUGGGCUGCUCAACACACACUUGUCACUCAGACUGAGUGGGUAUCAACUGCUUGGACGUUUUUGAGCACCUUUUAACUAUAGCCCUCCUGCCUACCUCAGUUCUUCUUAGUUCUCUAGAUCUGGGAAACCCCUGCUACAGCCUUCCCUGUAGGAAAGGCUACAAAAGACUAGAGCUCAGGGGGAAAAAUGUUUCUAAGAGGAGUUGGCCAGACCUUGUGGAAUACAAGGCUAGCAGAGAGGAGAGAACUCUUUAGCAACCCACUGAAGGAGAAUUUGGCUAUCAGAGUUAGGGAAAUAAAAAAUCUGUAAAAUAUUAACAUUUUCAAGGUAAGAGUGAGCUUAGAGAGAGCCCCCAGUCCAAUAUCUUCACUUUGUAGAGUAGCAAACAGGGAUCCUAUGAAGGUAAGAACACUGCCCUUGGUUUCUCAGAAGCAGCUGCCAGCACCCAGGUCUUCACCCUAGCUGCCCAAAGCCUGUAAUUGUAUGCAGGAAUUUGGCACAUUAUUUUCUAAAGGCAUUUACUUUCCUAUUUCAAAAAGGAAAAUCAGGCUUAUAAAUGCUUUCCAUAUCGACAUCUUUUAAUUUCUACAAUUAUGGCCUGGAACGUAUUGUCCAGUAUUCAGUCAGGCUAUUAUGGGACUGAUCCAUUCAGGCUUGGGUUUUCUUUUGACUCCGUAAAAGUUACAUUGGCUUUUAAAACAUUUACUUAACUUUCAUGACAGCUAGGAGAAGUCAGCUUGAAAGUCCAUAGGCACAUGCAAUAAAUGUUUCUCGUGAUGCAGCCAUUUUUUAGAAAUAUACUUAUUCUAUUUGGCUAGUAAAAGGAAAAAAAAAAUCUAGGCAGGAAGGUGCCUUACUGUCUGUGCUUCUAAGUUGCAGCCCGAGGGUAGCAGUAGUGUAUACCCCAACCUGUUUUACUGGUUUACUGUGCAUGUUUACUUUCUGUGGUGGAAAAAAUAUCUCUGCAUUCAUCGUUCUAAAUCUUGCCUGUGAGUGCCUUGAAAUCUUGCUAAAACUCCAAAGAGGACUAACCAGUUUGUGACUCUUCCUCCCCAGCUUAUAGAACUUUAACAGCAGUUUCAAUUAAGAGAAGUGCAAGGAGCUCUUGUUCCAGGAGGAAGGAUUUCGCUUGCUCUUAGUGAUAGGUUGGAACACUUGAAGGCCUGAGAUAUUUUGAUGUUGAAAUUUAGAUAUUGAGGUAACAGGGCGUUUUGGAGUUGAAACUUCCCGAAUCUCUGCUGGAGAGGUCUUUUAAUCUGAGGACAAAAUCAAGCACGCUUGGAGGAGGUAAAAUUGCAGAGAAUGUCAAGGCAUGAAAUCCCAGGUAAAAAGAUGGCCUAUCAGAAGGUCAAUGCAGAUCAAAGAGCUCCAGGACAUUCACAGUACUUAGACAAUGAUGACCUUCAAGCCACUGCCCUUGACUUAGAGUGGGACAUGGAGAAGGAAUUGGAGGAGCCUGGUUUUGACCAGUUUCGGCUAGAUAGUGCUGAGAAUCAGAACCUGGAGAAUUCAGAGACUGCAGACCUCAAUCUUGAUUCCAUUCAACCAGCAACUUCACCCAAAGGAAGGUUCCAGAGACUUCAAGAAGAGUCUGACUAUGUUGCCCAUUAUACAAGAUCUGCACCAAAGAGCAACCCCUGCAACUUUUGCUGUCUUUCAAAAAUGCUUUGCACAGCCAUCAUUUUAUUUAUUUUUGGAAUUUUGAUAGGCUAUUAUGCACGUAAAAAUUGCCCUUCAAAUGCUUCGUCAUCAGGAACACUUGAUCUUCAGUUAUACCAAGAGAUUCUCAAGACAAUCCAAGCAGAAGAUAUUAAGAACUCUUUCAGAAGUUUUGUACAACUGUAUAAAAGUGAAGAUGACACAGAAAUUUCAAAGAAGAUUAAGACUCAGUGGACUUCUUUGGGCCUAGAAGAUGUACAGUUUGUAAAUUACUCUGUGCUGCUUAACCUGCCAGGCCCUUCUCCCAGCUCUGUGACUCUGAGCAGCAGCGGCCAAUGCUUUCACCCUAAUGGCCAGCCCUGCAGCGAAGAAGCCAGAAAACACAGCAGCCAAGAUCUGAUCUACUCAUACGCAGCCUAUUCUGCCAAAGGAGCUCUAGAGGCUGAAGUCAUUGAUGUGAGUUAUGGAAAUGCAGAUGAUUUAAAAAGGAUUAAAAAAAUGAAAAAUACAACGAAUCAGAUUGCAUUCCUGAAAUUAGGAAAACUGCCACUACUUUAUAAGCUUUCCUUAUUGGAAAAGGCUGGAUUUGGAGGUGUUCUUCUGUAUAUUGAUCCUUGUGAUUUACCAAAGACUGCUAAUCUUAGCCAUGAUACCUUCAUGGUAUCACUGAAUCCAGGAGGAGACCCUUCUACACCUGGUUAUCCAAGUGUUGAUGGAAGCUUUAGGCAAAACCGAUCAAACCUCACCUCCCUCCUUGUGCAGCCCAUCUCGGCAUCUCUCGUUGCAAAACUGAUGUCUUCGCCGAAAGAUAGAACCAAAAAUGGCGUCUGUAGCCCUCUAGAACUUCCAAAUAAUGAAGAAAGAAUGGUCAACUUGCAAGUUCAGACAGUCACAAAAUUCAAAACAGUUACUAAUGUUGUUGGAUAUUUAAAGGGCUUGACUUCUCCAGACCGGUAUGUCAUAGUUGGCAGCCACCAUCACACUGCACACAGUUAUAAUGGACAAGAAUGGGCCAGCAGCACUGCCAUUAUCACAGCUUUCAUCCAAGCCUUGAUGUUAAGAGUUAAGAGAGGGUGGAGACCAGACCGCACUAUUGUCUUCUGUUCCUGGGGAGGAACAGCUUUUGGCAAUAUUGGCUCAUACGAAUGGGGAGAGGAAUUCAAGAAGGUUCUGCAGAGAAAUGUUGUGGCUUAUGUUAGUCUCCAUAGUCCCAUAAGGGGUAACGCGAGUCUGUAUUCUGUAGCUUCACCGUCUCUUCAGCAACUGGUAGCAGAGAAAAAUAAUUUCAACUGUUCCAGAAGAUCUCAGUGCCCAGAAACCAAUGUCAGUUCUGUACAGAUACAAGGUGAUGCCGAUUAUUUCAUCAACCAUCUUGGAGUUCCCACCGUGCAGUUUGCUUAUGAGGACAUCAAAGCAUUAGAGGGUCCAAGUUUUCUCUCCGAGGCCCUUUUUCUUAAACAUGCAACAAAAAUUGAAGAAAUGGAUCCUUUUUUCAACCUUCAUGAAACAAUUACCAAGCUCUCAGGAGAAGUGAUUUUGCAAAUUGCCAACGAACCAGUUCUGCCCUUUAAUGCUCUCGAUAUAGCUUUAGAAGUUCAAAACAACCUUAAAGGUGAUCAACCCAACACUCAUCAGCUGCUGGCCCUGGCCUCACGCCUGCGGGAGAGUGCGGAACUCUUUCAGUCAGAUGAGAUGCGUCCUGCUAAUGACCCCAAGGAGAGAGCUCCCAUCCGUGUCCGAAUGCUGAAUGACAUUCUCCAAGACAUGGAGAAAAGCUUCCUGGUGCAGCGGCUGCCACCGGGUUUUUAUAGAAAUAUCCUAUACCACCUUGAUGAGAAGAAAAGCCAGUUUUCAAUACUCCUGGAGGCUUCGGAACACUGCAAGUCACUUCCAUCAAAUGAGACCCUUCAAGAAGCCCUGUCAGAGGUGUUGAACAGCAUUAAUUCAGCUCAGGUUUACUUCAAAGCAGGACUUGAUGUGUUCGAGAGUGUCUUGGUUGGAAAGAACUGAGACAACUCUCAACAUUUUAAAAAGUUUGUUUACAAUUCCUUAAGCAAAAGCUCUAAUAUAACCAGAUUUUCUGAGAUUGAAGACUCCCCCCCAUGGCUUUUUAUACAAGUCUAAAGCUAUUAUUACAUUGUAUUUUUUAAUGUACAUAUGAAAAGAGCAUUUUGCACAUUUAAUAUUUUUCUUAUAUAUAAUUUCUGAAUAUGUAAAAGCAAGUUAUUGAAAUAAUACUUAAGAUUUAUCUAUUAAAAAGAAAUCUGCUGUAUUUUUAUAUAUAUAAAAUAUUUUGGGGGAAAAGUUCCAAGAAUUUCUGGACAAUCUUCACUCCUAUGGAUAAAACACAUAGGAACAGAAGUUAUUCCCUGUGUUAGAGCUGUUAAUGACCUAAUUUCUGUAAUGGAAAUGGAGAGUUAAUGUGGUUUCAGAUUAACUUCACUAUUAAGUAUUCAAUAUGAAGAAUUCAAGUAUUCUGACCAAGUGAUUGGUUGACCAAAACCACUUUGAAUGUUUCUAUUUUACGAAAUGAAGUGCCUGUUCGUAACACAACUAGAUGUAGUAAUACACUGGUUCUGAAAUUGUUUUUUUUUUUUUAAGUGUUAAUGAAAAAAAAGAGCCAUAAACAUUCCAGGGGAAAAUCUCCAGGUAGCUGCACAGAGCAAUUUAAAUGCAAAUUUUUUCCUAACAACUUAUAAGGUGACUAGCUUUGAAACCUCUAAUUUGCCUCAGUUGAUUUUGUAAAAAAUUCAGGAGUGAUGUAUGUCUUAUGAGGGACAAACUAUUUCUUAUUUCUUCUUCUGUUGUUUCUGUUGGAAGCACUGAAACCUAACUACUCGAAAUGAAAGCAUCUCACAUUCCUCUUCCUUCUUGUAUCUUUUCUGCAACUCGUUGCUGUAAGGCAGUUUUCACAGAAUACCAUAUAAUUUCCACAGGAAAGUAACAAAGUUUCUUUUUGAAAACCCAAAAUAUCUUUAAAAGCAUCAAAUUGCUAUUUCUGCCACUGACAAAAAGGACUUACUAUGAAAGAAACAGUUGUUUUGAUCAAUAAAAAUUUCCUUAAUUCUGUAAAGAAACUUUUGAUAUUUUUUCCUUCUUUAUCCUUGAUUGUAAUGAAGUUGAAAACAUAGAAAAUAUUCGUGCAGAAUUUUUUGCAGAAAAUACAGUGUUACUAUAAGACUGUGUCUUUCCCAUGCUUCAAUUCCUCUCUUGUGGGAAAUGAAGUUUUUCAUAACGAUAUUGUCAUUGAAUGGCCCUAGCAUCCACUAUUCCCUACAACCCUAGAACUCUAUUAGGUGAUAGUUUAAACUUUUAGCUUACCUUUAGAAACAUUCUUCUGGUAUUGAAUAAAGCAAUUCCUCUCAGGAAACAUAUCUUCAGAAUAUUUCAUGUGAAUUUUCUCUACCUAACACAACAUGCAAAUGCAUUUCCCCCAUUACACACCACUAAAGCAACAUUACAGACAGUGCCUGUAUGUCUAAGAAAGUCUUCACUUUUUAUGGAUGAGCAUAAACCUAAUCUUAGUUUAAAGGAAAGCUAAAGUUGAGGGGAAAGAAUUAAUCAGUAUUGAUUAAUUGAUUUAUAAGGGUCAGCUGUUCCUACCAUAAGUAAUGUUUAUACGCUCAAGGCAAAGAAGAGAAUUGAGGCAAUUAGCUAGAUAAUUCAAGCAGAAAUCCAUUUUCAUCUGAAUUGCCUGUGUGCACAUAUUUUUACAUGAGAAAUGAAACUACCUUACAAUUUUUUUUUAAACCAAUGUACUUGUUUGAAAAUAUUUGCACGUUGAGGAGCGUCUACAGGAAAGAGCUAAAGGGAUCAGGCUCCUGCGCACCUCAGCGUCAGUGCCCUCUGCUGCUCCACAGAAAUCAACAACAGAAAAGAGGUGGGAACACAAGUGAGGCACGAAUCAUAGAAUGCUUUAUACCAAAGGAUCUUAAAUAUUUAAUCAAGCUUCAAUGUGUUCAUUCUAGUUCUUCAUUUGGAGUUGAAUUUAAAACAAACAAAAACAAGUAAUUAUAAGUUUGGUAGUUUAUCAUCUUAGAGCAAAAUCCUAAGUAAAUUCACUCUCUUAGUCUGUAAGAGCAUUGAGAGCACAAAAUAUAUUUGUACUUUUUGUUCAAAGGUUGUGUGCCUAGGUAAACCACAUUGCACAGAUGAAAAUCUCAAUAUUAUGUAUUCUUCACCUCUAAAUUAACAUGCUAUUUGAAAACUGAAGUUAACCAUGGACUAACAUGUUUUUAUUAGUCUAUUUAAGAGAUUAUGUGAAGAAGCUAAAUUAUAGUUCAAACAGAUGUCCACCAAUUCUAUAGAUGCUGCUUUAUAUCUUUGACUGCAACAAACCCCUUAACUAGGAAUAUUACUGCUAUGGUAUGGGUU